AUGAGUGAAGGUACUUCUUCUAACAUUUCAAAUCAGAUCUCAGAUAAUAAAAAAAAGUGUAAUUAUUGUAAUGUUCAUAAAGAAAAACAAAAUUUCUGCUGUCCUUACAGUAAUAAUCCACUAUAUGAAUAUGCAACCUGUAAUGAUUGCUCUGAAAGACCAGCUCUGAAUAUUGGUAUUUCAAGUUCUCAAAUUACUAAUAUUUCGAAUAUCCUUCAAGUUGACAAUAGCAUUGAUGAUGAUGAUCUUGAGUUAACAUCAGAAGCAAACCUUUUUUUCAAUAAUGAAUUAGUAAACACAACACAAAUAGAAGAGUAUACCACUGAUAUACAAAUUAAUAAAUAUGACAAUAAUGCUGACACACUCUUAUAUAGUAUAAAUGAAGUAGAAAGUUUUAUUAAUACGCAAUUUCAAGAUGCUGAGUUAUCCGAAGAACCCACAAAGUUUGAAUUUGAUAUUGAGUUGGAUUCAGAACUUUUAGAUGCUGUUAUGCUUGCAGUUGACGAAUAUAAAGAAGCCUUGCAAGCUCAUAAUCAGCAAGGUACUCAAAGAUCAAGCAAUAAGAAGCUUGCGUAUUGGUUGCAUUAA
Molecule: messenger RNA, 588 nt
Organism: Dentiscutata erythropus
Lineage: Eukaryota; Fungi; Glomeromycota; Glomeromycetes; Diversisporales; Gigasporaceae
Source: the annotation of a GenBank genome assembly